AUGUCCUUUUCAGGCACACUUCCGCCCAAUAUCAUUGUGGACUGGAGAAGUCGUGACGUGUUGAAAGAUUGCUCUACGUCACCAACCGCACCAAAGCCUCACAAGGAUUUGGGUUUGGUUAUGCAUUUGAGGGAUGAUGACGAUACCAGUCAGUGUCACAUAAAUGACAACCGCCAUCACAGUCUUCACACCAGGAAUGAUGCGACAAAGAGGUUCACACCAGGUGAUCUCUGCGUCGUUUGCGGUGAUGCAGCCUCCGGCAUCCAUUAUGCUGUAGCGGCAUGCAACGGAUGUAAAACAUUUUUCAGAAGAGUUGUUCUUGAGAAUCGAACAUAUUCGUGCAAGAACAACGGUGACUGUAUUAUCGACAAGAACAUGCGAUGUUCAUGCAGACAUUGCCGAUUCAAAAAGUGUAUUAGGGUUGGGAUGGAUAGAAGUGAACUGAAUGUGGAACGUCGGCGGAAAAGAAAAGCUCGUCGAGAUGCCGAACACGGUGACGAUAUUAAUGAAGUGGAAAUCACAGAUCCGCUCAUUGAACUACUCAUCGAUAAGGAAACUAAAUACCAAGUUUUGCUGUCGUCUUCGGUCACGCCCAUUCAUAAUUCUCUCAGGGAAGCCUUAGACAGUGGGUACAAGGCGUUCGAUGACGUUGAAAAGUAUGCUACUAAUCCCAUGCCUGUGGGAAUGUCCACGAAUUUCUCUUAUUGGCGAGCAAAAAUCUUAUCAGUGAUAGUCGAGUGGGCCAAAUCAUUUGAGAUGUUCAGCAGACUAGCACUUGAUGAUCAAAUGCGGCUAAUCGUCCAUUCAUCGUUUUCGAAUCUCGUCUUAGCGGAAGCAUUCAAUACUCCUGAAAAGUACACGGAUCGAAUUGUAUUCCCAGAUGGUUUGAGUGGAUUUCGGAGUCCUUCCGCAAAUACUUUGAAGGAACGGAGCGGGUUAAUCCCUACUGUUGUCGCUGUCAUUAACAAUAUUCUGGUUCCCAUUCGGCGAAUGAAAAUGACAAAAAUUGAAUACCUUCUUCUUCAGGCGGUCCUUUUUUAUGAUCCAGAAUGUCUGUCCCUAUCCGAAGCUGCACAACAUCUAAUAGCAGCCAAGAGGCGACGGUUAUUGGAUUCAUUGCGGCAUCAUUUGGACGCUAAGUUGAAAGAUCCAACAGAAAGUGCUGCUCGGUUUGCAGAAAUCCUUCUGCGGAUAGGAAAUGUACAGAAAGUGGCUGCUUUCAAAAGGGAAACUCUUUGCACGAUAGAAACAUUCAACUUGAUGCAACCUCAUCCAUUCACUAUGGAAAUUUCGAAGAAAUAUCCGGAUGUGUCAUUUUUCUGA
This is a messenger RNA of Necator americanus (New World hookworm), 1323 nucleotides long. RefSeq lists its product as uncharacterized. The record is from RefSeq and is a predicted model, not a curated record. Bases 1 to 1323 code for a protein of 440 amino acids. NCBI's taxonomy places the organism in Eukaryota, Metazoa, Nematoda, Chromadorea, Rhabditida, Ancylostomatidae. Gene Ontology annotation, biological process: anatomical structure development; regulation of transcription by RNA polymerase II; cell differentiation. The transcript is spliced from 12 exons. Gene Ontology annotation, molecular function: nuclear receptor activity; zinc ion binding; RNA polymerase II cis-regulatory region sequence-specific DNA binding.